AUGAAGGCCAUCCGAAUUCACCAAACAGGAGACCUUUCUGUCAUUCAAUGCGACAAUGUCUCUGCUCCCAAAGAGAUUGGACCUGAAGAUGUCCUAAUUAAGCCGGAAAUCGCAGGUGUCAAUUGCAUUGAUACAUACUUCCGUUCGGGUCAUUUUCACGUUCAACUCCCAUUCACGCUGGGCCAGGAAUGCGGUGGAAAGGUGGCCCGCAUCGGCGAAAGCGUAAAAGAUAUUCAACCAGGCGAUUAUGUCGUUGCAUUAGCAGGAUCUUCCUUCGCCGAGCGUGUCGUCGCUCCGCGCUCCAAGGUCACCAAAUUGCCCAAAGAGCUGGAUACGCGCACGGCCGUUGCCGCCUGGCUCCAAGGUCUGACAGCCGUGACUCUCACGCACGCCGCAUACCAGAUCAAGCGUGGAGACUAUGUUCUGGUACAUGCAGCGGCUGGCGGCACCGGAUUGAUGCUUGUUCAGGUGGCUAAGGCGCUUGGUGCGCAUGUGAUCGGAACCACAUCGACGACCGAGAAGGCUGAGCGUGCCAAAACGCUGGGCGCUGAGCAUGUAUUGUUGUACAAAGACGAUAUCGUUGGUCGCGUGAAUGAGUUGACAAGUGGCAAAGGUGUAAACGUUGUAUAUGACUCGGUGGGCAAGUCGACUUUAGACCAGAGCCUCGAGGUGCUGGCUCAGCAUGGAUCACUGAUUCUAUUUGGGGAGUCGAGUGGCGCGCCUGAUCCCCUGCCAGUGCACCUUUUAAGGCCAAAAAAUAUCAAGUUUAUGUGCUUUGCGCUCUAUGGCUACCUCAAUACACAGGAAGAAUACGAGCAUUUCAGUGGCAUUCUAUUAGACUUGCUGGUCAGCGACAAGGUCCACGCCAAUGUGUGGCGCGAGUACUUGCUCAGCGCCGAAGGCGUCCAGCAAGCCCAACAAGAGCUCAUGAGCCGUACUACUACAGGCAAGCUGCUGAUCCGCAUUCCACCCAGUCCCGAUGAGGCCUAG
This is a messenger RNA of Malassezia restricta, 990 nucleotides long. Its product is annotated as NADPH2:quinone reductase. Gene Ontology annotation, molecular function: quinone reductase (NADPH) activity; zinc ion binding. Gene Ontology annotation, biological process: cellular response to oxidative stress. The record is from RefSeq and is a predicted model, not a curated record. Gene Ontology annotation, cellular component: cytoplasm. NCBI's taxonomy places the organism in Eukaryota, Fungi, Basidiomycota, Malasseziomycetes, Malasseziales, Malasseziaceae. Bases 1 to 990 code for a protein of 329 amino acids. The transcript has a single exon.